CGGAGUUAGAAAAGUUUAACUAGCCCCUGUGAAUAGAUUGGCCAUGAUUACCGGAGACAAGAGCAACUGAGCGCUGUCUAUGUCUUCCUCUAAAUAACGCGCUAAAAGUCGCGUCAAUUAACGCUGCACGCUGUCAAAACGCCAUAAUGUGCCAUAAAUGCAAAUAGCGGGACAAUCGUAAUAUUAGUGUCUGCAUCGAAAGAUUACAAGGGAAAAGCGCUUUGACGAGUUUCCUGAAAAUGCCGGGAAGCUAAAUGUAGUUGAUCUCCUUUAUUAGAAUACUGGAUUUGAAGAUGUCCGAAAGCUGGUGCGUGAGUGGCGCCCCGGUCGCCCCUGGGCAGCGGACGCUGCAGCUGGCGCUCCGCGGAGACUGGGCUGCGGUGGAGCAGAGCAUCAGGGCGGUACAGAGAGGAGAGCCGGACAUCGCGCAGGUUGACGAGGAGUCCGGCUUGAGUUUACUCAUGAUUGCAGUCAAAGAGAAUCGGCUGAGUAUAAUCGAGAGGCUGCUUGAGCUGGGAGUGAACCCGAAUGAACGUGCCAAGGAUGGGCGAACCGCUUUGCAUGUGGCUGCCACACACUCCAAGGAGGAGGUCAUCAGGCUGCUGGUGAAGCGGGUGGACCCCAACGCGCUGGGAGGGGCCAAGGAUCAGCUGGCCCUGCACUGUGCCUCUGCCCGCCCGGCCGGUGCCCACGCCGCUCUCCAGACCUUGCUCAAGUUUUCCAGCAGAGAGGCACGCCUCGUACAAGACAAGGACGGCUGCAUUCCUCUGUUUCUAGCUGUCGAGGCGGGAAAUGUCGGCAUCGUGAAGGAGCUUCUUGGAGCCAUGACAGAACCUCAGCUCAGAGUCCAGAGGAAGGGUUCAGGAGAUGCUGCUCUCCAUAUCUGCUGCAGAAGACGAGAUGUGGAGAUGGCCAAGAUCCUGGUGGAGCUUGGGGCGACCGUGGACCUGCAGAACGACGAAGGGCAGACGCCUCUCCACGUGGCCGCCUGGGAGGGAGACGAGCUCCUGCUCAAGUUCCUCUACCAGUGCAAGGCUAACCCCAACAUUGCGGAUAAGAUGGAUCGGUCUCCUCUGCACAUCGCCGCAGAACGUGGCCACACAAACGUGGUGGAGGUCCUGACGGAGAAGUUCAAGUCUAACGUGUUGGCACGCACCAAGGAUGGCAGUACCCUCAUGCAUAUCGCCUCCCAGUGCGGCCAUCCCGAGACUGCACUGGCUUUCCUGAAGAAAGGCGUGCCCCUGCACAUGCCCAACAAGUCGGGUGCCGUUUGCCUGCACGCCGCCGCCAAGCGCGGCCACACGGCUGUAGUGAAGGCCCUGCUCCUCAAGGGGGCGCAAGUGGAUGCCACCACCAAGGAUGGCUACACUGCGCUCCACGUCGCCGUGCAGAACUGCAAGCCCCUGGUGGUGCAGAUGCUGCUAGGCUUCGGGGCGCAGGUCCAGCUCAAAGGGGGCAAGGCCAUGGAGACCCCCCUACAUAUCGCUGCCGCAGUGAAGGAAGGCGAGAGGGUGGCAGAGAUGCUGCUGAAGAGCGGGGCUGACGUCGACGCGCGGCAGGAGAAUGGGGAGACAGCCAUGCACAAAGCAGCUCACCAUGGCAACCUGCAGAUGCUGAGGGCCCUGAUUGAGGAGGGUGGAGAUCUCACCAGGCGCUCUAAGGCUGGGGAGAACCCACUGCACGUCGCCGUGCGCCACUGCCACGCCCGCGUGGUGGAGGAGAUCCUCGCCUACCUGGCCAGUCAGAUGGGCCGUGAUGAGGCCCAGCAAUGCGCCAACCAGGAGAACCAGGAAGGAGAGACGCCAUUACACCUGGCUGCAGAGCUCGAGACGGACAUGACCCACUGUGAAGGAGAAGACAUCCGCGUCAUCAAGACCCUUAUGGAGUAUGACGCAAACGUCACUGCGGCCACUAGAAGGACAGGGGAGACCCCUUUGCAUUACUGUGCCCGGGUUGGUAACACUGGCAUCUUAAAGGAGAUUCUCACCAAUGUGAAGCUCAGCCAGGUGCAGCAGGCUGUUAACAAGCUGGCCAAGAAUGGCUGGACACCCCUGCUUCUGGCUGCCGAGAAGGGCCACACGGAGGUAGUCACCAUCCUGCUCGAGAGCCAAGCCCGGGUGGACGUCUUUGAUGAGCACGGCAAGGCCGCCCUUCACCUGGCAGCGGAACAUGGCCACGAGGAGAUCGCUGACAUCCUGCUCUCCCACAAGGCCUUCGUCAAUGCCAAAACCAAGCUGGGCAUGACCCCGCUUCACCUAGGCGCCCAGAGCGGCUCCACCCAGCUCGUGCAGCUGCUGGUGGAGACGCACCAGGCCAGCAUCGACGCUCUGUCCCUGAACAAACAGACACCCCUGCAUCUAGCUGCUGCCAGAGGACAGCUUGACGUCUGCAGCUGUCUACUCAACAUGAAGGCCGACGUCAAUGCCUGUGACAUGCAUGGACAGACCCCCCUGCACCUGGCGGCGGAGAACGACCACUCCGAGGUGGUGAAGCUCUUCCUGAACCACCGUCCCGAGCUGGCCACACUGGCCAACGUGGAGGGAGCCACCUGCGGCCAUAUUGCCGCUUCUAAGGGCAGCGUGGCCGUAAUCAAGGAGCUCCUGAAAUUCAACAAGGGGGGUAUGACAUCCCCCCACAACAAGACAAAGGGCUCUUGUCCAUUGCACCUGGCGGCCAGCGGGGGUCACUCUGAGGUGGUUAAGGUACUGCUGGAGGCAGGGGCAUCUGCAGCCGAGGAAAACGCUGACGGGAUGACUGCAAUUCACUUAGCGGCCAAGAACGGACACACACACGUGCUGGAGGAGCUCAAGGGCAGCAUCUCCUGGAAAAUUAGCAGCACCAAGUCGGGACUCUCGGCCCUCCACGUUGCCGCCCGUUACGGCCAGGUGGACUUCGUGAGGGAGAUCCUCACCAAGGUGCCGGCCACCAUGCGCAGUGAGCCCCCUUCUGCCAGCAACCGGGACAGUGUGCCGCGCCAUCAGUUGCCCAUAGAGUCCGGGUACACUCCCCUGCACCUGGCCGCCCAGUCCGGCCACGAGAGCCUAGUGCGGCUGCUGCUGAACUACCCCGGGGUGCAGGCGGACGCGGAGACGGACGUACAGGGAUCCACCCCUUUGCACCUGGCCGCCCAAAACGGCCACACGGCGGUGGUGGGUCUCUUACUGAGCAAGUCCAGCUCGUAUCUGCAGCUGAAGGAUCGGCAGGGACGCACCUGCCUGCACCUGGCAGCGGCCAAUGGGCACAUCUCCAUGGUUAGGGUGCUGCUGGGACAGGGGGCUGAGACCAAUCACACGGACAAGGACGGUUGGACCCCCCUGCACUACGCGGCCAAGGCGGGCCGCCUGGCCAUGGUACGCUUCCUGGUGGAGAGCGGGGCGUCGGCUCGCCUGGAGUGCCAACAGGGCCGCACCGCCAUCCAGUACGCGGCGGAGGAGAACCACCAGGGCACCGUCAGCUUCCUGUUAUGCCGGGGAAGCAACACCCUGCGGCUGCUGGAGGACAGGAAGUUCGUCUUCGACCUGAUGGUGUGCGGGAAGCUGAACAACAACCGGGUCCUGCAGGAAUUCGCGCUGCACUCGACGGCACCGCUGGACACGGCCGUGAAGCUGUCGCGGGCGCUGGGCCUGGCGGCACUGCGCGAGAAGGAGCGUGCCGUGGACCUCCUGGCGGCGGCGCGCUACUGCGAGGCCAUGGCCACCGAGCUGCUGACCGCGGCCUCGGGGGGCACCGUGGGCACCGCCGCCAUCCUGCGGGCAGUGGACCACCGCGGCGCCAGUGUGCUGGACUGCCUCAUCGAGGGCCAGCAGAAGGCCACCGUCUCACACCCGGCCGUGCAGAAGCACCUGACCGAGGUGUGGUACGGCAGCCUCAGGUGGCCGUCCUGGUGGAUCGCCUUGCUCUUCUUUGGCCUGUUGGCGUGCCCCCCCCUCUGGUUGGUCCUCUCGCUGCCCCUUGGGCACCGCUUCAGCACCAUCCCCAUCGUGAAGUUCAUGAGUCACCUGGUGUCGCACAUCUUUCUCCUGAUUCUCUUCAUCCUCACCAUAGUCUACCCUCCGGUCAACCCUAUCCACCAAGGUCACCUGUGGCCAGACUGGAGCGAGUGGUUGCUGCUGCUCUGGUUGUCGGGGAUGCUGGUGUCGGAGCUGACUCAGCCCGGACAGCGAGCCGGCCUGGCCUGGAUCCGACUGCUCGUCCUGGGCUUCUCGGCAGUAGGCUUCUUCUGCCACCUGCUAGCCUUCGCUUUCCUGUCCCCCGCUCACCUCCACUGCCUGUUCGCCCGCAACAUCUUCCUGGCGGUUGCCAUGACACUCAGCUUUGUGCAGCUUCUGGAGUUCCUGACCUUCCACCACCUGUUUGGUCCCUGGGCCAUCAUCAUCAGGGACCUCAUGAAGGACCUGGGCCGCUUCGCGGUCAUCCUGGUUCUCUUCCACACUGCGUUCACUAUGACUCUCUCGGCCGUCUACCAGCCUGUCUAUCCUGUGGGCUUCACUUGCGACCCCGAUGGAGACAAUAGCACUGACAUACAGACGCCCCUGGAUAUCUCCAUCCAGCUGUUCUUCGCCCUCUUCGGCCUCAUUGAGCCCGACUCCAUGCCGCCCCUGAGCCGGUCCCCGGCAUUCGCCGGUGUGGUCACCCGCGUGGUAUUCGGGAUCUACCUGGUGGUGACGGUCAUCGUGCUCAUCAACCUGCUGAUCGCCAUGAUGAGCGACACCUACCAGCGAAUCCAAGCCCAGUCCGACACCGAGUGGAAGUUCGGCCGGGCCGUGCUCAUCCGGGACAUGAACCGCAAGUCUGGCACCCCAUCCCCCUUUAACCUCUUUACCAACCUCUUCUUCUACAUCAAGGUGCUCUGCAAACACGGAGGGAAGGUCUGCUCUUCUGAGGCCAGAGACCUGAUGACUGAUGAGGAGGACACUGAGGGUCUCUCAGAAACAAGGUCUCUGGACAUGUUGGCGAAUACCUCCAUUGGCUGGAUGAGGAGCAACAAGAGAACACAGGUUCUCCCAGAAGGUGGCUUUGCACGGCCCUCCAGGACCAGUGGGCAGGUGCGUGUGGAGCAGGUGACAGACUGGCAGAUGGUGUCACAGCGCUACCUCGCCCUGAGGGGCCAGAGUGAUGAGAACUUGCUGGAGAGGGAUGCCAUCUUCCAGUAAGAACUCUCCACAACCCAACCUGGAUCAUGGUCCUCUGACAGGGUUCCCUAACAAGGUGGAGGAUACCGGACUACGUGUGACAGUAUUACUGCCCUGCCUGUCUCCAUCUGUCUCACCUUCUCCAUCCCAGGAAGACAAAUUAUGUUUACAGUCUCAUGUUAGAGCCAGAGUCAUCAAAUUUUGAUUUGUGUUCAUGAUUCACUGGACACUGUACUUUAAGCAUUAUGUGAGAGGUUCAUGGUAAAGCAACUUUGGCUAAACAUACCCAGAAGUAUAUAGGAUCUAUACUGCCGAUUAAACUUUAAGGAAGGCUUGUUUCAUCUGAUGAGGUGUCUCCUCAACAAAAUGCUGAAUACUUCUAGAAAGAAACCUCUAUGUUAUAUAUUUUUGUGAUGCAACACGACAGAUCACAUUCUGUUUAAAAACAUUUAAAUAGAACCAUUUUUCCGUAAUGCAUGAAAACCUCGUUGCGAAUUAUUUGAAACAAGUUGUCAUGUCGAUAUGCAGACAGUCUGGCUACAGUUAAGAUGAACAUCACAGUCACAUUAAUUCAUACUUAUCGCCUUGAAUUUAGAACCUGGUGGGACUGAUAAAAAUUGUAUGGGAAUAACCCAGGAUGGGAUGCCAGUUUAUCGCAGGGCUCACACACUAUUCAUGCUUAUGGGGAAUUUGGUAACUCCAGUUAACCUUAGUAUGAAUUUGGACUGUGAGGGGAAACCCCAAAAUAACACUUGGAGGCACCCAAACCCCAGACCAUUCACCUGAAGCACAGUCAUACCACCCAGCUUUGACCCCACCCAAGCAGGCCUGCUAGUCUGUGGGCACAGUGCCUCCUCUGUCCAUCCACUCAGCUCUAACCCCACCCAAGCAGGCCUGCCAGUUUGUGGGCACAGUGCCUCCUCUGUCCAUCCAUCCAGCUCUAACCCCACCCGAGCAGGCCUGCCAGUUUGUCGGCACAGUGCCUCCUCUGUCCAUCCACCCAGCUCUAACCCCACCCGAGCAGGCCUGCCAGUCUCUGGGCACAGUGCCUCCUCUGUCCAUCCACUCUGCACUAACCCCACCUGAGCAGGCCUGCCAGUAUGUGGACACAGUUCCUCCUCUGUCCAUCCACUCUGCACUAACCCCACCCGAGCAGGCCUGCCAGUCUCUGGGCACAGUGCCGCCUCUGUCCAUCCACUCUGCACUAACCCCACCUGAGCAGGCCUGCCAGUAUGUGGACACAGUGCCUCCUCUGUCCAUCCACUCUGCACUAACCCCACCCGAGCAGGCCUGCCAGUAUGUGGACACAGUGCCUCCUCUGUCCAUCCACCCAGCCCUAACCCCACCCGAGCAGGCCUGCCAGUCUCUGGGCACAGUGCCUCCUCUGUCCAUCCACUCUGCACUAACCCCACCUGAGCAGGCCUGCCAGUCUCUGGGCACAGUGCCGCCUCUGUCCAUCCACUCUGCACUAACCCCACCUGAGCAGGCCUGCCAGUAUGUGGACACAGUGCCUCCUCUGUCCAUCCACCCAGCUCUAACCCCACCCGAGCAGGCCUGCCAGUCUCUGGACACAGCGCCUCCCCUGUCCAUCCAACCAGCUUUGAUCCCACCCGAGCAGGCCUGCCAGUCUCUGGACACAGCGCCUCCCCUGUCCAUCAUACUCUCUGCCCUGUUGACUGUGCAGAACAGCAGGUCCCAGGCCACGGCAUACAUGUCUAUGUGACAACUUGUUUUAAUUAAUUUGCACAAGAGUGUAUAGUUAGUAAUGGGGUUUUAGCAUAAUUAAGUAAUGCACUAAAGCUUUGAACAUACCUGGUGUCAUUUUUACAAAGGGUUGUAAAGAACUUUGUACUAAAUGUUUCUUUCGUACUAAAUCUUAGUCAAAGGUUCAUGUUCCUUUGCAAAUGACUUCUGAAAAAACUCCUUUGCAAUCUGAUUCAGGUCAGUAAUUUAAUUCCAACUGCUAACAAAGCCACUCCGGCUGAUUGGACCUGUCAUAUCUUAACAAAUAUAGCAAAUUGAUUGUA
Molecule: messenger RNA, 7159 nt
Organism: Brienomyrus brachyistius
Lineage: Eukaryota; Metazoa; Chordata; Actinopteri; Osteoglossiformes; Mormyridae
Gene: trpn1
Product: transient receptor potential cation channel, subfamily N, member 1
Exons: 28
Coding region: 294-5153 (1619 amino acids)
Biological process (GO): GPI anchor biosynthetic process; calcium ion transmembrane transport
Cellular component (GO): membrane; glycosylphosphatidylinositol-N-acetylglucosaminyltransferase (GPI-GnT) complex
Molecular function (GO): calcium channel activity; protein binding
Source: RefSeq, a predicted model, not a curated record